Loa loa (African eye worm) is the source of this 279-nucleotide messenger RNA. RefSeq lists its product as hypothetical. The record is from RefSeq and is a predicted model, not a curated record. Lineage: Eukaryota; Metazoa; Nematoda; Chromadorea; Rhabditida; Onchocercidae. Bases 1 to 279 code for a protein of 92 amino acids. The transcript has a single exon.
AUGUCAUAUGGUCCGUGUGACAUACAAGCUAGUAUUCCGAAUUCAAUGCAUUUCGUAUCGUUUACGGAAUUUUUGGCGGCCUCUUUUGUCUCUGGCAGUGUAACAGUUUCUCGUCAUUUGUGGAUUUCAACAUCGUUGUAUGGCUUUGGAUUAUAUCAGGAAUUGAGGCCUUGUAUUGCUUGGAUAAGAUUAAGGCUUAUAACUCGUACCCUCGUGGCAAUUCUGUUGUUCUUCAAAUGUCGAAAAGACGGUCUUGUAUCGAUUGUGACACAGUUGUAA